ACAAACAUGCUUCCAGAUCCUUCUACAAACUUCCUGUUGGCGCCCACCUUCUUCCUUAAAAACCCCAAACCGAAAAUUCCCCCCUUUCAUUAUUAGCUUUUUACUUUUACAGAUUUGAAUCUCUCUCCUCCUUGUUUGUUUCCUCGAUUUUUUUUUUUUUUUUGAUUUUUGUUCUUUACUGUAAUGGCUUCAGAGCCUGCUUCGUCUGAGCUUCCAUCCUUCUUCGAGCGUUUGAUGUAUUCAAGGAGCAGACACGUGUCUUCCUUCUUCCCCGUUCUCCUAGGGUUGAGCACCGCAUCAAACCCUAAUUCUCAGGAAACUGAAAAUCAAGGCGGCCAGUUUCCCGACCGGAUCGUCAUCAUCAACCCCUUCACACAAGGUAUGGUGAUAAUAGAAAGGAGAAGCAGCGGCGGCGGCGGCGACGGAUCAUCUUCAGACUUCGAUUCUCUGAUCAACGAACUCUUCUCCGGCAAAAACGGCCGGCCGCCGGCGUCGAAGGCGUCGAUCGAGGCUUUGGAAACUGUGGAAAUUUUGGGUGGAGAAAACGACGGCGUUGAUGAUCAGUGUGUGAUCUGCUUGGAGGAUUGGGUGGCUGGUGAAAAGGCUAAACAAAUGCCUUGCAAGCAUAGGUUUCACGGCGGGUGUGUUGAGAAGUGGCUGAAGAUCCACGGGUCCUGCCCCGUCUGUAGAUACGAAAUGCCGGUGGAUGAAACUGUGGAUGAGGACAGGAGUGGAAGCGGCGGAGAGAGUGGCGGAGAGACGAGGAGGAGAGAGAUUUGGCUGAGCUUCGUUGGCAGUGGUAGCAGAAGUGCCAUGAAUGAUCUUGACUGAAUCGUGGAGAAAUUUGCAGAGGGGGUAUUUGCAGGAUUUUUUGUAAUCGGUUUUUUUUUUCCCCCUUUUCUUCCUGUUUUGUCUCCUUUUGGUGAAAAUCACUUGUAUAUAGAGCUUAGUUUUUGUUGAAACAAUCUUAUCAAGUUAUGAAUGAAUGAAUGAAUGAAUGAAUGAAUUUCUCAUUUUCUGCGA
Erythranthe guttata (spotted monkey flower) is the source of this 1023-nucleotide messenger RNA. RefSeq names its product E3 ubiquitin-protein ligase MPSR1. Gene Ontology annotation, molecular function: ubiquitin protein ligase activity. Gene Ontology annotation, cellular component: cytoplasm. Gene Ontology annotation, biological process: protein ubiquitination. The record is from RefSeq and is a predicted model, not a curated record. NCBI's taxonomy places the organism in Eukaryota, Viridiplantae, Streptophyta, Magnoliopsida, Lamiales, Phrymaceae.